AUGGAAGAUUGGAAAAAAACAAACGUAGGAGUUUUCGAAAGUGAAAUUUAAGAUUGCGAAUAAUAUAUGGAUGAUAAUAUUUAUAAUUAAGAAAUAUAAUGCAAAAAGUGUAUUAAAGGAAAAAUUAUUACUUAAAAUAGAAAAGAGUGUGUUCUGACUACUUAUGGAUGUGAAUAUGCUGAUAAUAUAACUAAAAAAUGUAUUAAAUGCGAAAAAAAUGAUGAUUAUUAUAUACUUAAUAAUAAUUGUGUAUUUAGAAAUUAAAUUUUUGAUGGGUGUUAAGUUAGGGAAAUAACGAAAGAUGAGUGUAUUUAAUGUUCUAAACUUGGUUUUAAAUUAAAUCUUAAGAAAUAAUGUGUAAAAUAUAACAUUGUAGAGAAUCUAAUGGUGUUAACUUAUGUAUAAAAUGCUAGACUGGGUUUUAUGUUUAUGGGACGUAAGGGAAAUGUAAUGUUUUAUUGCCUUUUUGUAGAGAAAUGAAUGAAGUUUCUAUAUAAGAUGAUAUUAUUUCAAAUCAUAGAUGUAAAACUUGCUUUCAGAAUUAUUUUUUGUUCCCAACUGAUGGAGUUUGUUAUAAAGGAAUACUUGAUUGCUAGUAAAUUGAUUUAACUUUGUUUGAUCCGAAUGAUAUUGUUAACAAAGUCCCGAAAUGUAAACCUGAAGAUGUCCCAAGAAAAUUAAGAGAUGGAUGCUUUUCGGAAUACCAUUUAUUUGAAAAUUAAUGCUAUUUUAAUAUCGAAAAUUGUGAAACAUACCUA
This is a messenger RNA of Ichthyophthirius multifiliis, 758 nucleotides long. RefSeq lists its product as hypothetical. The transcript is spliced from 2 exons. Lineage: Eukaryota; Ciliophora; Oligohymenophorea; Hymenostomatida. The record is from RefSeq and is a predicted model, not a curated record.